Molecule: messenger RNA, 5394 nt
Organism: Zonotrichia leucophrys gambelii
Lineage: Eukaryota; Metazoa; Chordata; Aves; Passeriformes; Passerellidae
Gene: KCND2
Product: potassium voltage-gated channel subfamily D member 2
Exons: 7
Coding region: 470-2368 (632 amino acids)
Biological process (GO): protein homooligomerization; potassium ion transmembrane transport
Cellular component (GO): dendritic spine; postsynaptic membrane; voltage-gated potassium channel complex
Molecular function (GO): protein binding; A-type (transient outward) potassium channel activity; voltage-gated monoatomic ion channel activity involved in regulation of postsynaptic membrane potential
Source: RefSeq, a predicted model, not a curated record
UGGGGGAGGCAGCGGGAAGCCCCCUUCCCCGCCCCCGGCCGCGCCAGGGCCUCGCCGCUGCCGCCCGCAGCCCGCGGCAGGGCAGCGGCCGCAGCCGCAGCCGCGCCUGACAGCGGCCCCGCGCCGCAGGAUCCGCGCCCCGCAAGGACGUGCUCCAAGAGCUGCCAGGCGCGAUUACGUUGUUUUUUUCCCCCCACCCACCCCUUGAACUUGUUGCUUGGCGCUCGGCGGUGGCGGAGGGGGGUGGGGGUGGGGGAAAGCCUUAUUAUCGAUGUCCCUUUGGAUGCGAUCAAGCUUUCUCAGGAGCAACUACUUCCCCGCCGUUCCCGGCGGGGCGCGGAGAUCUAGCGGCAGAGCCCGUAUUUCCAAAAGUCUCUAUGCAACUGAGCGCUCUCGCCAGACUUUCACAGUGGCUGGACCAGAACUGCCUCUAGAUUGACUCCCUUAGCUGUAAUAGGUGUUUGGAACCAUGGCGGCAGGUGUAGCAGCUUGGUUACCCUUUGCCAGGGCAGCAGCCAUAGGAUGGAUGCCAGUGGCUACUGGUCCCAUGCCAGCUGCUCCACGGCAGGAGAGGAAGCGAAGCCAGGACUCUCUAAUUGUGCUGAAUGUGAGUGGCAUCCAGUUCCAGACGUGGCUGGACACCUUAGAGCGCUACCCUGACACUCUGCUGGGCAGUUCAGAGCGGGACUUCUUCUACCACCCUGAGACACAGCAGUACUUUUUUGAUCGGGACCCUGACAUUUUCCGCCACAUUCUCAACUUCUACCGUACUGGGAAGCUUCAUUAUCCCCGCCAGGAGUGCAUCUCAGCUUAUGAUGAGGAGCUGGCCUUCUUUGGCAUCAUCCCUGAGAUCAUUGGUGACUGCUGUUAUGAGGAGUACAAGGAUCGCCGGCGUGAAAAUGCUGAGCGCCUGCAGGAUGAUGCUGAUACGGAUCACGUACCUGAGAGCUCCCUACCCUCAAUGACAGCUCGUCAGAGGAUGUGGCGGGCCUUUGAAAACCCACACACCAGUACCCUGGCUCUGGUCUUCUACUAUGUCACUGGUUUCUUCAUUGCCGUCUCUGUUAUUGCCAACGUGGUGGAGACAGUGCCCUGUGGGGUAAGCCCGGGUCGCAUCAAAGAGCUGCCCUGUGGAGAGCGGUAUGCCGUGGCUUUCUUCUGUCUGGAUACUGCCUGUGUCAUGAUCUUCACAGUUGAAUAUCUCCUACGUCUGCUGGCAGCUCCUAGUCGCUACAAAUUCGUGCGCAGUGUCAUGAGUAUCAUUGAUGUGGUGGCCAUUAUGCCAUAUUACAUCGGCCUGGUGAUGACAGAUAACGAGGAUGUCAGUGGGGCUUUUGUGACAUUAAGAGUCUUUCGUGUCUUCAGGAUCUUUAAGUUUUCCCGCCACUCACAGGGUUUGCGCAUCCUGGGCUACACACUGAAAAGUUGUGCCUCGGAGUUAGGCUUCCUCCUCUUCUCACUCACCAUGGCCAUCAUCAUCUUUGCCACAGUCAUGUACUAUGCAGAGAAGGGUUCCUCAGCCAGCAAGUUCACCAGCAUCCCUGCAGCCUUCUGGUACACCAUCGUCACCAUGACAACACUGGGGUAUGGUGAUAUGGUGCCAAAGACAAUAGCUGGCAAGAUUUUUGGUUCAAUAUGCUCCCUGAGUGGGGUCUUGGUCAUUGCUCUGCCAGUUCCUGUAAUUGUCUCCAACUUCAGCCGUAUAUACCACCAGAAUCAACGAGCAGACAAGCGCAGGGCACAAAAGAAAGCCAGGCUCGCUCGGAUCCGCGCCGCCAAGAGCGGGAGCGCUAAUGCCUACAUGCAGAGCAAACGGAACGGCUUGCUGAGUAACCAGCUGCAGCAGUCCUCCAAUGAAGAAGAACAGGCCUUUGUUGGCAAAUCUGGCUCUUCCUUUGAAACACAGCACCACCACCUGCUUCACUGCCUGGAAAAAACUACGAACCAUGAGUUUGUGGAUGAGCAAGUCUACGAGGAGAGCUGCAUGGAGGUGUCGACAGUGAACAGGCCGCCGAGCCACAGCCCGUCGCUGUCGUCGCAGCCGGGCGUGACGGGCACGUGCUGCUCACGGCGGCACAAGAAGACGUACCGCAUCCCCAAUGCCGCCGCUAGCGGCAGCCGCCCCGGCAGCGUGCAGGAGCUCAGCACCAUCCAGAUCAGAUGCGUGGAGAGGACUCCCCUGUCCAACAGCCGUUCCAGCUUAAAUGCCAAAGUGGAAGAGUGCGUUAAACUAAACUGUGAGCAGCCUUACGUCACUACAGCAAUAAUCAGCAUCCCAACACCUCCAGUCACCACACCUGAAGGAGAUGAUAGGCCAGACUCUCCCGAGUACUCGGGAGGAAACAUUGUCAGAGUAUCUGCAUUAUAAAACAAAUAAUUAUUUAUAAAUUGGCAUAAAGACCACUAGCAAGCUGAGCUCGAGCAGUGAAAAACGAGUCGUGAGGAAUGAGAGAGCUGACAAAGACAACGCCCCUUGACGAGUGUGCCAGUGGCUGCAGAGCAAGAGGUUCAGGAGAAAUAAACUUUGUGGGUUUUGGUGUCAUAGGGUGUGAACCAAAAGGAGUUUCUUACCCCCUGUCCGAACUGAUGCGCGGUGGAAUCUUCUGUGACCAUCCUGACUUACUAUAUGAGCACAAUGAAAUGUCCCCAUUGAUGCUUCUUCUUAUCAUGAAAGCUCUUUUUAGAAAAAAACACAAACGAAAAAAUAGAAACCUAUGUUCCUGCUGAAUGCAAAACAACAAGAAACAUUUUGAUAACGUCUUUUUUUUCCCUGUUAAUAAACCACAAACUUGUUGAAGAACUGUCAAAAAAUGAAUGAGAAAAUGCUCAUAUGAAAUAUGUUUGUACUGACUGAAAGAACUACAACCAUAAUGCAUGCUGAAAUUAUUUGAAGCUGUGAUCUCAGUUUACUUUUGUUGUUUUUCAGAUUAGGCAUGAUAAAAUAAUACUGUAGAAAGGGGCAUUUCCGUGCACUUACAACAAGCUGAUUGUUAAUGUUCCAUGGUAGUUGUACAAAUAACUUCCCUUUGAAAAAUGCAGUAUUUCUUACUCAAACACUCAUUAGUGAACUAAAGGUGUUCAGUUAGUUCAAUAUUUACUAUUGUUUUAUCUUGCUUCCUAGGUACUGUUACAACUGCAAUAAGUCAUUGUACACCUGUUGUAUCAGGAAUCAGGAUUUUUUUAAGGUAUUUUACACAACUUCAUCUACACUUUAAACUUCUAAUGGCAAACAUUUAAAUAAUCUUACAGCCAAACUGCACCACAAAUUGCUAUUCAGCCAUUGCUCCUUUUGUUCACUGUUCUCUAUUUCUCUGACACUUCAUUGCCCACUCCAACAUAACUGUAUCAUUUGGGAUUUCAAGGACACUGAUGAAUCAACAGUCCAUUCUUCCAUAGACAACUUGUCUACUUCUGUAUUUCCAGAGCAAACUUCUUGUCACAGUUAACUGCUACAGAAGCAAUCCUAUUUGAAUUAAAAUUACCAAAAAUGUGUUUUGGGGAUCAGCUAACACUUGUCUCCAAAUGGUUCCUUUCUUACAUCCUGCAGCAUCCAGAGUAUUAGCUACACUGGAAGACACUGAAAGACAUUCAGUUAAAAUGAUGGCUAAAUUCUUUUUGUAAUUAUCUGUAAACUCGCAUCUUAAAACUUGUUUGAGAAUUUAUAUUGUGUGAAAAAUAUUCAAUUACCUAAGAACAAUGACAGAAUAAUGGAUUGAGUCCCAAAGCUGUAAAAAUAUAAUUGAUUUCAAUUGGAAUUUGCCUACAUGGGCAGGCCUAAAAGCUAAUAUGAAGGCUUUACAAGUUAAGGCUUCUUGGCUUCAUUUAUAAAAGACAUUGAUAUUAUCAGAAACUUUCUGAUAAAAAAGUGUAAUUUUUCUUCAUGACAGUACAUUAGAUGUAUCAUAAUGCUUCUUAUAUUCAUGACAUACCAUACAUCAUAUACAUCAAAUAUACACAGAAUAUGUGCAUAUCAAUACAUACAUAUAUACAUCAAAAACACUGAAUCAGAAAUAAUUGCAUGUCUGCAAAAUAAAAUAUGCAUAUAAAUCAAAACGCUCAGUGCAUUAGAUGCCAUUACAAUAAAUGAUUAACACAGUUAUUUAAUAGUUUGAGUAGUGUAUGUUUCAGUAUAGUAUUUGCUAGCAUUCUACUGACCUGAAAAUUUACAUUAAAAUACCCACUAAAAACUGAAACUUGCUGAUGAUACACUUUUUCUUGCACACAAAUACUGGUCUUUCUCUCUACCUGUCAACAGUGAAGAUUAGAUGACAGACUAUCAUGCUACAGUAUAUACACCAAAAUACAGCAUCACAUAUUAGAAUUAAACUGCAAGUAAAAAGAGUAGAUAAUACCAUUCAUUACUCUUUUAUCUUAUCAUUUACUUAUUCUGAAAUUAAUGCAGUCUUGGUUAAUUUGCAAUUAACUUCCCGAUUUUAUUUUUUUUUCAAAUCAGAAGGAUUUACUCAUUGUAAACUGAGCUUCUGCAUUUCUUUCCAACAUCAGAGAGCAGAAGCACGGGCUGUGCUCUGAGCCAGAGGAAGGGCUCCUUCUGAGCAGCCUUGCCCACAUCCAUUACCCAGCACUGCUCUCUCUUCCACCCUGCAGCAGAUCUGCUGAAGCUGGUAGGUUACAUAAACUAUAAUGGAUUCAAAGGAGAGGCAGAACACAUCAGAUUUUUGACUUGCAUCGUACUUCUACACAUGGUUACUCAUACUUGGUCCCCACCUUUUGCCAAACAUUUAUUAAUAUAAAAACUGCCUUGAUGUCAGCAAACUGCAACAACUUCUUUAUGUCAUGUGGUAAUUCAUGACCAGUUAUAUCAGCUAAAUAAUGCAAAGGGGCAGUUACUAAACCUACUUUGGUACAGACUACAUACAACCCAGGAAACCUACUGACUCCAUCAGGUCAUGUGUCUUUUAAAAGCUCUUUAUUCUACUGUUCAUAGGCUCUAGAAAGAACACACUACAGCAAUACACUUGCAUAACAGUUAUACCCCUGAAGCAACUUGUAUUUUCAUUUUUAAAAUGCAGCUUAAGAGAUGAUUUAGUAUGAUUUUUCAGAAUUCCAGUCUUGUCUCCUAUUUCCAUAUGUCACAUGCAAAACCAUUAAUUUAUUCUGAAUUUGGGAAAUACACAUUUUUUUGGUGUUUUAGGUGAUUUAAAUGCUGUUUUGGUAGUGAAUGACUGUUGAUGACUGUGUAAAAUGCAUCUGUACUGUACAUGAAAUGUAAUUAUUUCUGUGUAUCAUACAAAGAAACCAAGAUUGUUGUUUUGACAAUUUUGUUUGACAGUCAUAUAUCGUAUUUCAGAAGGCAGCAUAAUACACGUGUUAUGCUGAAUAAAUAGACAUUUGAGGAAUAUUUAAAUAAAACAUCUGCAUGCUUGAAUGGGUCAA